Messenger RNA from Clupea harengus (Atlantic herring), 3116 nucleotides. RefSeq names its product centromere protein J. Gene Ontology annotation, cellular component: centriole; centrosome. The transcript has 14 exons. Gene Ontology annotation, molecular function: tubulin binding. Gene Ontology annotation, biological process: centriole elongation; cilium assembly. Lineage: Eukaryota; Metazoa; Chordata; Actinopteri; Clupeiformes; Clupeidae. The coding region runs from base 592 to 2895 and encodes 767 amino acids. The record is from RefSeq and is a predicted model, not a curated record.
UAUUUCCAUAAAGUGUUACAGGUGCCCUUCCUUCACGGUCACAACCUGAACAAAAGUCUAUUUGUGAUUUUAUGUUUAUGAUUUCUUUAAAAAUAUGAAUCAGAUGAAAUUACCAGGAAAGGUCGGGCAGAACAGAGUAAUCUUUCUCCUAUUCGAGAGGAACCAGUGGAGCAACCCUAUUCAGUCAGUCCUUUCGGAAUAAGAAGGACACUUCCAGUAAAUCCUGAGGACAGACCAAUAAGACCUGCAGUGGGAGAGAGACGAAAAACAUUUGAAGAUUUUCUUGAGGAGCAGGUCAGAGUGGAUGAAACCUCUUUGUCAGAGGCAAAUCAGGUUGGAGAAAAUAACAACACCAACAAUAGUAUCCAUAUCUGCUCUGAAUGUCUGUUUUAACAUUUUCUCUCUUUUGGACAGACCAAUACAAAUAUCCAUGUGCGUAACAAAAAGUUCUUCUUGAGAAAAGGGUUUGGCAAGUCCCGCAUUGGCAAGAGUAAAUUCAGUAUUCCAGACUCCCUACGUCAUACUGAGCAGCCAAGGUUUACCAAGAAACUGCAACGCCUAACGACUUUCUCCAACGAAUUUAGCGUGAAGAUGAGCAUGCCUGAAUACGCUCCAGUGACACGGAAAUUCAGUGGGGGUAUAGAAGAUUCACGGGAGAGUACUGAUGCUCAAAAUAUGGGGCAAAUAUCAACAGAUAAGAAUGAAACAACUAAAUGGGAAGAUGUUGAGAAAUGUGUCAAUGCUGCUACCGGACACAUUGACUCCACUUUAGAGGGCAACAAAUGUCCAGUAUCCCGAUGUCAGACUUCAAUGAAUCACGGCCCUGCAUCGCAUGCAGCUAAAAAUGAAAAACACACUCAUGAUCAUGUCCAAUACAACAACUCAAGGAGAAACAGCCUCCGUCAGACUUCCACAACCUCAAAUGGAAGAGCCGCAACCGGGAUCACAGCACAGACCGCAGGGGAUGCUGUCUUUAAAAAGAUAAAUGAUCAUAUUGUGCGAGUGUGCCAGAGAGCUCCUCAUUGCAUAGAGAGUGAAUCUGAUAGAAGCCAGUGCGGUGCCAAGCCAGAUGAGUCAGACAUGCUUAGCCUAGCCACAGAGCUCAUGCAGUCUCUGCACACCGGCACCUCCAGUGAGAGCAGCAGCGAGGAAGACCCUGAGUCACAAUGUCACAGGUACCCCAUGACUCCCACCCCAUCUGCUUUUUGUCAGAAGGACCAGAACCUUGACCUAUCAGAUGGCGACUACGCCAGCGAUGCCCCUAGCGAGACUGGGGCUUGUCCAACUGCACAACCCCGGACAUCCCCCGCCAACGACCCUCGACUCUCCAGCUCUAGUGAGGCCAGUGACUCAGAACUGAAGCGCUUGAACUUCAACAGGACCAGCACGUCAAAGAAUCAAGCAGAGUUCAAAUCGGCGUCUGCUUCACAACUGCUCGCCAGCAUUUUCCCCAAGAUUAAGCCUGCUGACAACAGAACAUUCAAUGACAAACAGAAGGAGAAAUUCUUGAGCUCAAAGGACAAUAGGUGUGGUGAUCGGGCACCAGUACGAACCCAGAGAGAUCUCAUUCAAGCUUUUAGGGUUGAAGUGAAGCAUGACACAUUGUUGGAUGAAUUGAAAAACAAACAGGACAAGGCCAUGCAGUUUCUCAGAGAUGGCAGUAGAAAUCCAGAAAAGUCCACAAGGGGAGAAAUGGAUCAUGGUGUUGCCCAGCUCCAACAGCAGGUGGUGGCUAUGCAGGAGCAGCUCCAGCAGAAGGAGAGGGAGUGGUCAGAGGCUCACGGGCAGCUGCAGAGCAGUGUGAACUCCUUGAUAAGGGACAACCAGGAGCUGAGAGGCAAGCUCACCUUUACCGGUCCUGCCUCUCAAACGUCUCCCCACCUGAACCAGCCUGUUGUAAAUGCUAACAAACAGCAAACGUCCUCCAAGCUAAUGAGUGCGGGACUUCACCCAAGAAGUCCUACUCCUGCUUUUAAUAAGCCCUCUGACCAUCACAAAGCAGCUCCAUCAAGGAUGUUGGUGUCAAAUCACACCUUUCAUGCUAGUGUCCAGAGAACCAAAGGGCAAAGACCCAGCACACCCUUCAGAAUGUCCUCCGCAAAGUCAAGAAGUCCUGAGGGUAAACAGAGCCUGGACACACCCCACUCCAGGUCACAGAAUAAUGGCAGAAAGGUAUCAUGGAUGUCUGAAGACAGCCACGGGAAGCUUUGGGAUUGCCCAGAUAGGAGCUGCACCCCCGUGAGCAGACAGACACCACUGCUCAGCCAGACAUCCUCCUCUGGUUCUGAUCACAUGGACAACAGUAACCCAUCAGCACCGCAGGACAUGAAGGACAACGUGAGACAGGAAGUACACUACCCAGAUGGAAAGGUUGAAAAAAUUCUUUCCUCUGGUUGCCGUGUUGUUAUAUAUCGGAAUGGUACCAAAAAAGAAAUAUCCACAGAUGAGAAGUCAGUGACGAUAACAUUCUUCAAUGGUGAUGUCAAACAAAUACUACCUGAUGGUAAAGUGGUGUACUACUAUCAUGAUGCUCAGGCAACACAUACCAUAUUCCCCUCUGGCCUUGAAGUCCUGCACUUUGCAAAUAAUCAAACAGAGGAACAUCAUCCUGAUGGUAGCAGACAGAUCAUUUUCCCUGAUGGCACUAUCAAGCACAUUUUCGCUGAUGGGCGAGAGGAAAGCACCUUUCCAGAUGGGACUGUGGUUAAGUUAACAGAGAAUGGGGAAAAGUCUGUGGACUUUACGAAUGGACAGCGUGAGAUUCAUACUUCACUAUACAAGAGGAGAGAGUACCCAGAGGGAGCUGUGAAGACAGUGUAUUGGAAUGGAACACAAGAGACAACAUACUCAUCAGGGAAAGUCCGCAUCAGGAACAAUGUGAUAGAUAGGGUUUAAAAUGAGCAUUAACUGUUUGACUAUUGUUUAAUUUGUUUGAUCGAACUGUUUAUGCCUUAUUUGAUGCCACCACUUCUGUAUAAAUAAUACACAGUGUAGUGUCUGUUUAUGCCUUAUUUGAUGCCACCACUUCUGUAUAAAUGGACACAGCUAAUACACAGUGUAGUGUUUAUCAGUAUGAUUCAUCAGGGCUCUCAAGUUUUGAAGACAGGCAAGAGUGA